Molecule: messenger RNA, 6771 nt
Organism: Pipistrellus kuhlii (Kuhl's pipistrelle)
Lineage: Eukaryota; Metazoa; Chordata; Mammalia; Chiroptera; Vespertilionidae
Gene: DOCK11
Product: dedicator of cytokinesis 11
Exons: 55
Coding region: 120-6287 (2055 amino acids)
Biological process (GO): marginal zone B cell differentiation; small GTPase-mediated signal transduction; positive regulation of GTPase activity
Molecular function (GO): guanyl-nucleotide exchange factor activity
Source: RefSeq, a predicted model, not a curated record
GCGGCGGGCGCCGCGCGGCUAUGUGGCCAGCCGGCCUGCGGGUAAACAGGGAGCAGCAGUGGCCUCGGCCGCCCGGCCCGGGGCGUUGAGCACACCCGCCGAGACCCGCACCCGUGGCCAUGGCCGAAGUGCGCAAAUUCACCAAGCGGCUCAGCAAGCCCGGCACGGCGGCCGAGCUUCGGCAGAGCGUGUCGGAGGCCGUGCGCGGCUCCGUGGUGCUGGAGAAGACCAAAGUUGUUGAGCCCUUGGACUAUGAGAAUGUUAUCAUCCAAAGAAAAACCCAGAUUUACAGUGACCCUCUCAGAGACCUGCUUAUGUUUCCAAUGGAAGACAUAUCCAUCUCGGUGAUAAGUCGUCAGCGCAGAACAGUGCAGUCCACUGUCCCAGAAGAUGCCGAGAAAAGGGCUCAGAGUUUGUUUGUCAAAGAGAUUUCUCUUUUCUUUCAGUGUAUUAAAACCUACAACACAGAUUGGCAUGUGGUAAACUACAAGUAUGAAGACUUCUCUGGAGACUUUCGAAUGUUGCCAUGCAAAUCCAUGAGACCAGAAAAGAUUCCAAAUCAUGUAUUUGAAAUUGAUGAGGAUUGUGAAAAAGAUGAGGAUUCAUCUUCUUUGUGUUCUCAGAAGGGUGGUGUGAUAAAACAAGGCUGGUUGUACAAAGCAAAUGUAAAUAGCACCAUCACGGUCACCAUGAAGGUAUUCAAGAGACGGUAUUUUUAUUUAACUCAACUUCCUGAUGGUUCAUAUAUUCUCAAUUCCUAUAAAGAUGAAAAAAAUUCAAAAGAACCUAAAACUUGCAUCUACUUGGACGCCUGCAUUGAUGUUGUUCAGUGCCCCAAAAUGCGCCGUCAUGCUUUUGAACUCAAGAUGUUAGAUAAGUAUAGCCAUUAUCUGGCCGCUGAAACUGAACAGGAGAUGGAAGAAUGGUUGAUAACUUUGAAAAAGAUUAUCCAGAUCAAUACCGACAGUUUAGUGCAAGAGAAAAAGGAGACAGUAGAAACAGCACAAGAUGAUGAAACUAGCAGCCAAGGCAAAGCCGAGAGCAUCAUGGCCAGUUUGGAAAGGAGCAUGCAUCCGGAACUGAUGAAGUAUGGAAGAGAAACAGAGCAACUAAACAAACUCAGUAGAGGAGAUGGAAGACAGAACCUCUUUUCUUUUGAUUCGGAAGUUCAGAGAUUGGACUUUUCAGGAAUUGAACCUGAUAUAAAGCCAUUUGAAGAAAAGUAUAAUAAACGUUUCCUGGUGAAUUGCCAUGAUUUAACUUUUAACAUCUUGGGUCAAGUUGGAGACAAUGUAAAAGGACCGCCCACAAAUGUUGAACCCUUUUUUAUCAAUCUUGCCUUAUUUGAUGUGAGGAACAAUUGUAAGAUUUCAGCUGACUUCCACAUAGAUUUGAAUCCCCCUUCUGUUCGUGAAAUGCUGUGGAGUACUUCAACCCAACUAGCCAGUGAUGGAAAUGCAAAAAGCUCUUCACCGGAGUCUUUCAUUCAUGGAAUUGCUGAGUCUCAGUUACGCUAUGUAAAGCAGGGAAUUUUCUCAGUGACGAUUCCACAUCCUGAAAUUCUUCUGGUUGCUCGAAUUGAGAAGGUGCUCCAGGGCAACAUAGCACACUGUGCAGAGCCUUACAUAAAAAAUUCAGACCCAGCAAAGACGGCCCAGAAGGUACAUAGGACAGCCAAGCAAGUGUGCAGCCGCCUCGGACAAUACAGAAUGCCCUUUGCCUGGGCUGCCAGACCUAUUUUCAAAGACACUCAAGGCUCUCUGGACCUGGAUGGGAGAUUUUCUCCUUUGUAUAAACAAGACAGUAGUAAGCUUUCAAAUGAGGACAUUCUCAAGUUGCUCUCAGAGUACAAGAAGCCAGAGAAGACCAAAUUGCAGAUUAUUCCUGGGCAGCUAAACAUCACAGUAGAAUGUGUUCCUGUGGAUUUAUCAAAUUGUAUUACUUCUUCAUAUGUGCCCCUGAAGCCUUUCGAAAAAAAUUGUCAAAAUAUUACUGUGGAGGUUGAAGAAUUUGUUCCAGAAGUGACAAAAUAUUGUUAUCCAUUUACCAUUUACAAAAACCAUCUGUAUGUAUAUCCCUUGCAAUUAAAGUAUGAUGGCCAGAAAACAUUUGCCAAGGCAAGGAACAUUGCGGUCUGUGUGGAAUUCCGGGAUUCAGAUGAAAGCGAUGCCAGAGCUUUAAAGUGUAUUUAUGGAAAACCUGCAGGGUCUGUUUUUACCACAAAUGCUUAUGCUGUUGUUUCACAUCACAACCAAAAUCCAGAGUUCUAUGAUGAGAUUAAAAUUGAGCUUCCUAUUCACCUACAUCAAAAACAUCAUUUGCUUUUCACUUUUUAUCAUGUAAGUUGUGAAAUUAAUACAAAGGGAACAACCAAAAAGCAGGACACAGUUGAAACUCCAGUUGGCUUUGCCUGGGUACCUUUGCUGAAGGAUGGUAGAAUCAUCACAUUUGAGCAGCAGCUGCCAGUUUCCGCCAAUCUUCCCCCGGGCUAUUUGAACCUGAACGAUGCAGAAUCGAGAAGGCAAUCUAAUGUGGACAUUAAGUGGGUAGAUGGUGCAAAGCCUUUGUUGAAGAUUAAAAGCCACUUAGAGUCUACCAUUUACAGUCAAGAUCUACAUGUGCACAAAUUCUUCCAUCAUUGCCAGCUGAUUCAGUCAGGCUCGAAAGAAGUUCCAGGGGAGCUCGUUAAAUAUUUAAAGUGUUUGCAUGUCAUGGAGAUCCCAGUCAUGAUACAGUUUCUACCUGUAAUUCUUAUGCAACUCUUCCGAGUUCUCACAAACAUGACCCAUGAAGAUGAUGUGCCCAUCAACUGCACCAUGGUUCUUUUACAUAUCGUCUCACAGUGUCAUGAAGAAGGCUUGGAUAAUUAUUUAAGAUCCUUCAUAAAGUAUAACUUCCGACCUGAAAAACCGAGUGCUCCUCAGGCCCAGCUAACACAUGAAAUUCUGGCUACUACAAUGAUAGCAAUUUUGAAACAAUCUGCAGACUUUUUAGCAAUAAACAAACUGUUAAAGUACUCAUGGUUUUUCUUUGAAAUCAUUGCAAAGUCUAUGGCUAUAUAUUUGUUGGAAGAAAAUAAAAUUAAGCUUCCCAGAGGCCAGAGGUUUCCUGAGGCAUAUCAUCAUGUCUUACAUUCUUUGCUUCUUGCAAUAAUUCCCCAUGUGACUAUUCGCUAUGCAGAGAUUCCUGAUGAGUCCAGAAAUGUCAAUUAUAGUUUGGCUAGCUUCCUGAAGCGCUGUCUGACACUAAUGGAUAGAGGAUUUAUUUUCAAUUUGAUAAAUGACUAUAUAUCUGGAUUCAGCCCCAAAGAUCCUAAGGUGUUGGCUGAAUACAAGUUUGAAUUCCUGCAAACAAUUUGCAACCAUGAACAUUACAUUCCUCUGAAUUUGCCAAUGGCAUUUGCAAAACCUAAACUUCAGCGAGUUCAAGAUUUUUUUUCAUUUGCGGUGGACCGUUUGACUUCAGUAGAUUCAAACCUUGAAUACAGUUUAUCAGAUGAGUAUUGCAAGCAUCAUUUCUUGGUUGGUCUGCUUCUGAGGGAAACCUCCAUUGCUCUUCAAGACAAUUAUGAGAUCAGAUAUACAGCUAUCUCUGUCAUAAAGAAUCUUUUGAUAAAGCAUGCAUUUGAUACUAGAUACCAGCACAAGAACCAACAAGCCAAAAUAGCACAAUUAUACCUCCCAUUUGUUGGACUGCUUUUGGAAAAUAUACAGCGAUUUGCAGGUCGAGAUACCUUGUAUUCUUGUGCAGCCAUGCCUAAUUCUGCAUCCAGGGAUGAAUUUGCAUGUGGCUUCACUUCACCUGCAAAUAGAGGGAGUCUGAGCACUGACAAAGAUACCGCUUAUGGGUCUUUUCAAAAUGGACAUGGACUUAAAAGAGAAGACUCAAGAGGUUCCCUCAUCCCAGAAGGAGCAACAGGAUUUCCAGAUCAGGGCAACACUGGCGAAAAUACCCGGCAGAGUUCUACGAGGAGCAGUGUAUCAUCCCAGUAUAACCGAUUGGAUCAAUAUGAAAUCAGAAGCCUCUUGAUGUGCUAUCUGUAUAUCGUAAAAAUGAUUUCUGAAGAUACUCUCUUAACUUACUGGAAUAAAGUAUCUCCUCAGGAGCUCAUAAACAUUCUCAUACUUUUAGAAGUAUGUUUGUUUCACUUUAGAUACAUGGGAAAAAGAAACAUAGCAAGGAUACAGGAUGCCUGGCUGUCAAAACACUUUGGAGUAGACCGAAAAUCUCAAACCAUGCCAGCUCUUCGAAACAGAUCAGGAGUAAUGCAGGCCCGGCUUCAGCAUCUCAGUAGCCUGGAAAGUUCAUUUACACUUAAUCACAGUUCUACAACAACUGAAGCAGACAUUUUCCAUCAGGCACUUCUAGAAGGCAAUACUGCUACUGAAGUUUCUUUAACCGUGUUAGAUACCAUAUCAUUUUUUACCCAGUGUUUCAAGAGUCAACUUUUAAAUAAUGAUGGCCACAACCCAUUAAUGAAAAAAGUAUUUGAUAUUCAUCUUGCUUUUCUUAAAAAUGGACAAUCUGAGGUAUCGCUGAAACAUGUAUUUGCUUCAUUGAGAGCUUUCAUCAGUAAGUUUCCCUCGGCCUUUUUCAAAGGAAGGGUAAACAUGUGUGCUGCAUUUUGCUAUGAGGUUUUAAAGUGCUGCACCUCGAAGAUUAGCUCAACCAGGAAUGAAGCAUCUGCACUUUUGUAUCUUCUGAUGAGAAACAACUUUGAAUACACCAAGAGGAAAACCUUUCUGAGGACACAUCUGCAGAUAAUAAUUGCUGUAAGUCAGCUGAUAGCUGAUGUAGCACUAAGCGGAGGAUCAAGAUUCCAGGAGUCUUUAUUCAUUAUCAAUAAUUUUGCUAACAGUGACAGACCUAUGAAGGCAACUGCUUUUCCCACAGAAGUCAAAGAUUUGACCAAGAGAAUUCGUACUGUUCUUAUGGCCACUGCUCAAAUGAAGGAACAUGAGAAAGAUCCUGAAAUGCUAAUUGAUCUCCAGUAUAGCUUAGCCAAGUCCUAUGCAAGCACCCCAGAGCUCAGGAAAACUUGGCUUGAUAGCAUGGCCAAGAUCCAUGUAAAAAAUGGAGAUUUUUCAGAGGCAGCAAUGUGUUAUGUCCAUGUAGCAGCCUUGGUUGCAGAGUUUCUUCAUCGAAAAAAAUUAUUCCCUAAUGGAUGUGCAGCCUUCAAGAAAAUUACUCCCAAUAUAGAUGAAGAAGGAGCAAUGAAAGAAGAUGCUGGAAUGAUGGAUGUCCAUUAUACUGAAGAAGUUUUGCUGGAGUUGCUAGAACAAUGUGUGGAUGGCUUAUGGAAAGCAGAACGUUAUGAAGUAAUUUCUGAGAUUUCCAAGCUGAUCAUUCCAAUUUAUGAGAAACGCCGUGAAUUUGAGAAACUAACUCAAGUUUAUAGAACUCUUCAUGGAGCUUACACAAAAAUUCUGGAGGUUAUGCACACAAAAAAAAGACUUUUAGGCACUUUCUUCAGAGUUGCUUUUUAUGGCCAAUCAUUUUUUGAAGAAGAAGAUGGAAAGGAGUACAUCUACAAAGAGCCAAAGCUUACUGGCCUCUCAGAGAUUUCCUUGAGACUUGUUAAACUUUAUGGUGAAAAAUUUGGUACAGAGAAUGUGAAAAUAAUUCAGGAUUCAGACAAGGUAAAUGCCAAAGAGCUUGAUCCAAAAUAUGCUCAUAUCCAAGUCACUUACGUGAAGCCUUACUUUGAUGACAAAGAACUCACAGAAAGAAAGACCGAGUUUGAAAGAAACCAUAAUAUCAACAAAUUUGUUUUUGAGGCUCCUUAUACAUUAUCUGGCAAAAAGCAAGGCUGCAUAGAAGAACAGUGCAAACGUCGUACAAUCCUGACUACUUCAAACUCGUUUCCAUAUGUUAAGAAGAGGAUCCCUAUAAACUAUGAACAGCAGAUUAACUUAAAGCCAAUUGAUGUUGCUACUGAUGAAAUAAAAGAUAAAACUGCAGAGCUGCAAAAACUUUGCUCUUCUGCUGAUGUGGACAUGAUUCAGCUCCAACUGAAAUUGCAGGGCUGUGUUUCAGUGCAGGUAAAUGCUGGUCCAUUAGCAUAUGCAAGAGCUUUCUUAAAUGACAGCCAAGCUAGCAAGUAUCCAUCUAAGAAAGUCAGCGAGUUGAAAGAUAUGUUUAGGAAAUUCAUACAAGCAUGCAGUAUUGCACUUGAACUAAAUGAGCGGCUAAUUAAAGAGGAUCAAAUAGAAUACCAUGAAGGCCUAAAGUCAAAUUUCAGAGAAAUGGUGAAAGAAUUGUCUGACAUUAUCCACGAGCAGCUUUGAAGACUUAAGUUGAUAAUACAAGAAGACACAAUGCAUUCUCCCUGGAUGAACGACACAUUACAUGUAUUUUGUGCAAUUAGUGGUACAUCGAGUGACAGAAGUUAUGGUUCCCCAAGAUAUGCCGCUGAAAUAUGAGGAUCCACAGAUGUAAAGUGAGAACGAGACUGACCUUUCUCAGGAAUAUUUGGAGCUGUGCAAAUGUUAAAAUUUAACGACUUGAUAUACAUGGAGUGUUCCCUUCUGACACCAAAAUUUUCAUGCUUUCAAACAGGGUGCUUACAUAUUUGUAAAUAUUUAAGCAACGUGGAAGUGCCUGGAAAAUUGCACCCCUGUGCUUAGUUUGUACUUUUUUAGGUAAAUCUAUAUACUGAGAAAUAGAGCUCAAAAAACAUUAAUCCAAAUUGCUUAAUUAUUGCUUAAAAUAAUAAUGGUACUAUGUAAAAUUGUAUAACAGAACACAAUAAAAGGUAAAACUUAUUUGUAA